AUGCAGACCCAUCUCACCCAUUUUGUCGUGUUCUUCUCGCUCGUCGGCCUUGGCAUGUCGAGGCCUCGGGCUAGUGAGGCCAACUCGCCACCGUUGCCCAUUCUGAAGCUUCCGUACGCAUCGUACAGGGCAUCCAGUUACAACGCUGACGAAGACUUAUACAUCUUUUCCAAUAUCCGAUAUGCCGCGCCGCCGGUCGGUGAUCUGCGCUGGGCAAAGCCGGCGCCACCGCUGAAGAACAGCACACUUCAGGAUGGAAGCUUAGGCCACGCAUGCGUUCAAACUGCUGUCAAGAACUUGAAUGUACUCGGCCCUGGGAACAAGUUUCCCCUGGGGACCGCAAUCGACCAGUUCGUUUCUGGCAUUCCGGUCCCCUUGUUUAACUCUGGCAACGAAGACUGCCUCUUUCUUGAUGUGUCUGUGCCGGGGAAGGCCCUGAGGUCGCCAUCCACGUCCAAGCUCCCCGUCGUCGUUUGGCUGUAUGGUGGUGCCUAUGUUUUCGGAAGCAAGGACAGUGCCCUUCCUGGCUUUCCGUUCUAUGACGGAUCCGGCCUCAUCAACCAGUCCGGCGGCGAGAUCAUUUUUGUCGCCAUGAACUACCGCCUCGGGGCGUACGGUUUUCUCGCCGGUACCACCAUGGAGCGAGAGGCCCUCCCCAAUGCAGGUCUGUGGGACCAGCGGGCGGCGUUUCAGUGGGUGCACGACCACAUUUCCUUGCUCGGCGGUGAUCCCACGCAGGUCAUAGCCAUGGGCGAGUCGGCCGGUGCCGGCUCGCUGAUGCACCAUCUCGUGGCCGGGGGCGGCACUCUGGAUCCGCUGUUCAAGCGCGCCAUCCUCCAGUCGCCGGCGUACCAGUGGAUGUACGACCGCGCAGGGACGGUCGAGGCGACAUUUCAAGCGUUUGCGAAGCUGGCAGGAUGUGCUCAGCGAGGGAACGCCAGCAGUACGAGCGGUGAAACGGAGACCAUCCAGUGUCUGCGAAGCGCGCAUCCGGACGCACUCCAAAAGGCCAACAAGGCUCUCAUGGACACCGUACCAGCCGGGUCCUUUGCUGUGGGACCAACCACGGACGGCUCUUUCAUCCGGCAGCUGCCCGUGCUGGAGUUGACGUCGGGCAACUAUGCCAAGGGUGUCGAGGCGUUCUUGCUGUCGCACUGUGCCGAAGAAGCGACGCUGUUUGUGACCGGACGUGACUCCACGGACGCGCUCUUUGCCGACUUUCUCCGCGGUACCUUUCCCAACUACACGCACUCAAACGUCGUGGAGAAGAUUCUCGAGUUUUAUCCACCCGUGGACAACACCACCGGUACGCCCGUCUAUAGCAGCGAGUCCGCCCGCUAUGAAGCGUUUUUGCGCGACAGCUGCUUCACCUGCAACGUGCGCCACCUCAACGAGGGCGUCGGCGACAACAAGGUCUGGAAUAUGCAGUACUCGGUCACGCCCGGCUGGCACGGCACAGACCUCCUGCCCAUGUUUUUCAACGCGCGCGCGGGUGUCAAUCUGUCCAGCGAUGUACUCAAGGACAUCCUGGAUCUGCUGAUGCCGGCCGCAGGCAUUUUGUUGUUUGGUCUCAGCACAGCGUUGCAGAGCUACUUCGCGUCGUUCGUAACGGCGGGCAAUCCCAACGCGCAUCGCGUCGUCGAUAACUUCCCAAGCACGAUCCAAUGGGACCACCCGGUGAGCAAUUCGAGUGGCGAGCAGAUCAUGGGCGUGCUCAAUAUGGGCGACUUUCGGUUCAGCACAAUCAACGACACGCAGAAUGAGAAGACGCCCUGCCAGUUUUGGCGCAAUGUGGCGGCGGCUGUGACAAACUUGGGCGGGUAUGCGCCACCGGGUGCCGUUGUUGAGCAGACGUUGGUCAAAGCGGACAACGAUCCAAGCGCCAACUACGUUGGCGGAAACCGUCCGUAG
Messenger RNA from Sporothrix brasiliensis 5110, 1911 nucleotides. RefSeq lists its product as uncharacterized. The record is from RefSeq and is a predicted model, not a curated record. Bases 1 to 1911 code for a protein of 636 amino acids. Lineage: Eukaryota; Fungi; Ascomycota; Sordariomycetes; Ophiostomatales; Ophiostomataceae. The transcript is spliced from 3 exons.